Messenger RNA from Asparagus officinalis (garden asparagus), 1046 nucleotides. RefSeq lists its product as uncharacterized. The record is from RefSeq and is a predicted model, not a curated record. The transcript is spliced from 6 exons. Gene Ontology annotation, biological process: DNA-templated transcription initiation. Bases 69 to 758 code for a protein of 229 amino acids. Gene Ontology annotation, cellular component: RNA polymerase I complex. NCBI's taxonomy places the organism in Eukaryota, Viridiplantae, Streptophyta, Magnoliopsida, Asparagales, Asparagaceae.
GGACCGAAAAUUAAAAUUAAAACCCUAGCGUCUCACUUUCCUCCUCCCCGCGCAGGAAGCGAUUCUCAAUGGAAGGGCUGAGGGUCGUCGACGCGAAUCUAACGGUAUACAUUCACCCAUCAAAAGCCAGAAAUUCUCGUCAUGCCAUCCUCCGUCAACUCAGUUCUCUUCUCUUCACAUAUAGUGAGGUCUUUGAUGGUGUUAUCUUGGCUUUUGAAGUGGAUAUUAAGAGUACAUGUUGUAAGAUUCUUCCAAGACUAAUCCCAAAUUUUGGGGCGGAACUGAAAGCUAAUUUGUUACUCUUUUCUCCAAUGCUGAACAUGCUUGUAGAAGGAAAGGUCGUGAAGCUGGGAAAGGAAUCCAUUCAUGCUAUUGUACUGGGAUUUUCUUCAGCAUCCAUUAUGUCAGAAGAUAUACGGAAGGAGCUCAAAUUUAAUAUAAAGCAUGGUGAAGAGGUUUUUUCUAGUACAUCUCACAAAAGACAUGUGAUUAAGGUCGGAAGUAUUGUUCGAUUCUCAGUCAAAAGUUUUGAUAAAGAACUACUCCACAUUAGUGGAUCUUUAAUCCCGCCAGACACUGGAUGCGUUCCUUGGUUAGCCAAACAUGGCAUAUAUGAUGCAUCACAUAUUGACAGGCAUCAGAAGAGACACAGAGAAGGGAAUUCUGAAAAGGAUUUGCUACAGGAUUCAGACUUGAAGGGCAACCAUUACUUUGAACGGUUGAACCACCCACAAAAGUCUAGAAAGCGAACUGAGUAGUUAAUUUUAUAUUAAGUGGAAUUAUGCGAGGAAUUUGUUGCAUUGUAGUAAAUUCUUCAUUGUGAUCAGUCUUGAUUUAAAUCUUCUUCCUUCAAGUAUUAACUGCUGAAUCAAAGAUUUCAGUGGAAUUGAUGGCUAACAUGACUAACACUGUAGGCUUAUAUCAGAACUCUCACUGCUUCAGCAGAAAUGAAUCGGCUAUGAUAUAAGCAGCUGCAGCUGUAUUGUCAUUCAUUUCUUUUUCUAACUGUUAUUAGAGCACAGAGAGUGCCUAGUUUCAGCUUCUCA